UUCAUAAAAAUUGAGGGAGAGACUAAGGCCAGCUAUGUGGUAGUUAUCUCAUGCAUGUAGCAUGCUUGAACCAAAAAAUAUGUCUAGCGCUCUAUUUAAUAACUAGAUUAUCGAUUUUACGGAUACUGGUCAAUCUAUCCCUGUAAAAUUGAUAAAAGUUAAAGGUAAACAUUGCCUCACGUAAUAUGUAACACAGAUCAUUGUCCUAUCGUAUGGUCAACGGUAUGCACGAGAGAAACAAAUGUGACUAAGAUCGAACUUAUUUUUUGGUUCCAUGUACAGAAAGUACAUGAAUACGUAGGUACUGCUUAAGAAAUUAAAGAUUACAAUAUGCAGUUAGGCACAAACAUGGCUGGAAAUAAAAUAAACACGAAGUCUAAAGGAAGGGAUGAUAAAAGCAAAGGUAAUAAAUGUGGAAGUCAAAAUAAUGAAGAAUCUGAUGACCACCAUGACUUUUCCAUGUUGAGGAAACCCAUCCUAACAAGCAUUACUGGGUUUGCCCAGGCAAGGAAAAUAUUUGAUCUUGGGACUAUUGAGCUUAAACAAUUAAUUACAAAUGAGUGUGAUCUGCUGUAUGAGUGCAAAGUUUGUCGCAAUAUAUUCAGAAGUUUGAUCAAUUUCAUUUCACACAAGCGGGUGUACUGUAAAGAGCAGUUCAAUACUUCACAACAUGGUCAUUUCCUAGCACAUUCAUCUAUGGUCAAUGAGUUCUUGAAACUAAAACGUCUCGAAGAAGAGUACAAUGAGUCUUUGAAAGCAAAAGUUGAAUCAGAACAAGACCUAGAGGAUGAGGGUCGUAUACCACUGACAAAGGAUCUGACAGCAGUUGUAGAAAACAUCACAAAGACUCGCGGAGUGCGAGAGGGAGUGAUUGAUGAGGUCCAACAGGUCACCCUACGUAAGAUAUCGAGUAGUCCAUAUGCAGUCUUUCAAAGUGCUGGUGGCAAUGAGGAGAUAAGAGCUGAUCACAUGCGACAGCAGGUGCAAGAGCUGGAUCAGCUACUAUCACAAGACAAGGCAGUGCUACAGAGCGAUGGAAAGUUCAAGAUAGAGAGCUCAAAACCUGAUAACCAGCAGGAAUCCGAGGGCGUGAUCCAGAUCAGUGAUGAUGAGGAGAAUGACACUGAAGAAGGAUCUCUGACUUGCAAAAUAUGCAACCUGCGGUUCUCAACGCAGAAGACGAUGAAGUUCCACAUGAAGUACAAGCACCUGGCGAGCCGGCUGGUGUUCCCGUGCCCCGACUGUGUGGACAUCUUCUCCACGUCCUGGAGCGUCUACCGGCAUCUCUUCAAGGUGCACCGAAAAUCCGCCGCCCAAAUUCGCCGGUUGCGAGAGUCCAUACAAGCGAAGGCGUUCAAAAUGAACAACCCGCCGCCGUCCUACGAGCGAAGGAAGAAUAAUAUGAAACCAGCCACCGAGGUCAAAAAGAUAUCUGAAGAGGAGCGAUUAGAUCAGGAGAAUCAGGCAUGGAUGGACAACAUGGAGAGCGACGGCUCAAUGCCGCGCUGCGGCGGCUGCGGCCGCUCCUUCGAACGCCGCGCCGCGCUCGCGUCCCACACACACACGUGUCAGCCGAGACACCGGGCACUAAGGCGAGCCACCGACAGAGACCCACGGAGGAUCGAGAUACAGAUCCGCAAGGACUAUAAUAAAGGCCCUAGUGGGGUCACCGUGAAGAGUAACGACGGGAAUGCAAAUAAAGCUCCUCAAGAUGAAAUUAAGAAAUCUGUAUUUAAAAUACAGAAGGAACCAGAAAAGAAAGUUGUUUUGGAGGAAGCGACCAUGUUCGUUGACGACGAGGAAGCUACGCCUCCUGAAGAUAACAAAGACAACGAUGAAAAUUCUACAGAACCUCCGGAGAAACCGGCUGAUGAGCCUGCAAAAGAAAAGCCAACGAUCAAGGUUGAAAAUGAGGAGGAGAAAGAUGAUCUACCAAUUGACCCACCAAUCCCCAAACAAGCGUUCUCCGAACAAUCAGAAAAACUAGUCAGCAACUUGGUAGCCUUCAAACAGAAGUUGCAGCAGAAUAAAUCUGACGUUGAUAUCCCGAACCUACACUGCAAUAUUUGCAACUGGAAUGCAAAAAAUAUUUACGAACUCUAUGACCACUUAGCCCAACAUUACAAAUGGGUCCGCUACACAUGCAAACUGUGCAAUUUCAAGAAUUACGAGUUCGAAAAACUAUCGGAACACGUCAAGACAGUUCACAAGUUGCGUGGCGAUAAUGAAUUCUACUGCAGUACUAUUAAAGCUUUGGAUGGCGCUGAGGCUUUGGAACACUAUAAUGCGAAUAACAGUGAAGAAGCGAUGGAUGAAACUGAAAGCAGUCCUAAUUCGCGACGGCCUAGUCGGUGUUCAAGCGAUUCUAGUCGAUUUUCUGACGACAGUUCAAACAGCAGUGCGCGCUUUGAGACCGCGACAAGGAAAAGGAAGAUGAAUACGGCUAAGACUAGUGGUAAAAAGAAGAAAAGACAGACUGACAAUGAUAAAGAUGAAAAGGAUGCAGUGAAGACUGACGGAGUAACUAUUGACAAAGUCAUCCACCAUGUAAUCUUUGGCGACGCUGAUACCAACGCCCAAGUGAAAUCGUUUGAGGAGAACUCAUCAGAUUUAGAUGAUACUGAAGACAAAAUUGUAAAGAGAAUGUCAACACCUGCAAUAGCAACUCGGAGACCAGUGCGUAAAAAGACUAUACGCAAAAAUGAAGAUUUCGAAUAUGACUUGUCAAAUCUUCUCAAAAUGGAAGCUCAGGGCUACAGAGAAUCUCAAAAUGUUGUGACCACUAAAACAACACAAACUAAAAAGAAACCAGCAAGUGAAAAUCAAACCAACCAACCAAGCCUGAAUGACACCAUAAGCAAUGAUUUCAUUGGAGCUUUACUAGCCAUGUCUAAGAAAUCUGUAGAUUUAUCAGCAGCUCUGAUUAAACCUUAUGAUAUGUCUGUUUUUAAAGCUGUAAAGGAACCCAUCAGAGCAUCUUAUCCAUUUGUGAAACCAAUGUUACCCAAAUUGCAAGGUAGGCCUGAUAAAGUUUCACCGAAGAAAGAUCUGACUGAUGAAAAAGAUAUAAAUAAAACAGCGACAAAAUCCACCAAUAUCAACAGUAUUAAUGAAACUACUGAUCCGCCUUUCACUAAUAAUGAAAUAAAAGCGAAUGUUAAAGAAAUGACGCCUGAAGUAAAACCUACCGCAGGUAAUAUCAUUCCAAUCAAACUGCGACGACAAAGUAUGGAGGUUAUAAAGAAUCCGAUAAUAAACAAAAAUAUAUCAGAACUAUCUAAGGCGGGGAUGAAGACUAAAAUAUUAGUAAUCAAACCGAUAAACAGGAAUAAGGACGGAUCUCCCUCAGUUGGAAAACCUAUUAAGUUCCAAACGAUUAAGUUGAAAGAUCCUAAAAGGGCAUCUAAAGACUCAAAUUCUGAUCAAGUAGUUGUUGUGAAAAUGCCUAAAGUUGACCGUGCCGCAGUGGCGACUAAUUCUAACAAAGAACUGCGAGUAACUGAAAAUAAUACGACCAUUACCCCUAUAGAUUCAGCCACUGCUAAGAGUCCGGAUAUCAAAAGUGAUGAUAAUGAAGCAAAAAAAUCUCUAUCUAAUGAUGAUGAUGUUACAAGUGUAAGUCCAAAAGACGACAAUAUUCAAACAAAUAAUGAGGAAUGUGAAAUUGUUAAUCAUGAUAGUAGGACAGGGACAGAAUAAAUUUGCCAUUUAGUUAUAAGUAGGAUAGGCAACCAAUUUAUGUUCAAAUGUACUUCUCGCAUAGUGCGAAUACUUGGAAUACUUUGUGUUAGUGUAAAUAAUUAUGAGUUUACAGUAGGUAAAUUAGAUUAUGAUUUACUCCUUACCCCUAAUUGAAUUUAUAAAACGUGUAAGGAAGUGCCUAGUUUAUACAUUUCCAGUCUUUACGUAAGAGUAUUGCAAUAUGUUUUAGUUCUAGGAAAAAAUAAAUUGUUUUUAAUUUGGGACUACCUACCAAUUUGUAUUAUGUACCUAGAAUACCUAGAUAGAUAAACUACGAAAUAAAAGCU
Plutella xylostella (diamondback moth) is the source of this 4028-nucleotide messenger RNA. RefSeq lists its product as uncharacterized. The record is from RefSeq and is a predicted model, not a curated record. Lineage: Eukaryota; Metazoa; Arthropoda; Insecta; Lepidoptera; Plutellidae.